GAGGAGUGGAUACUGCUUUUCACUGCUGCAGCAUCGUGUCUACCAGCAGCAUUCAAUAGACAUAGGGUGACAUUGAAAGAAGUCAAACGAUUUCUUUCCGUUUUCUUUCACGUGUGAGGGGGGGAGUAAAUUGACGAGCUAUUCCCUGAACCACGCUGGACAAUGUGUUUGAACCUACAGGCAUUGGGAGCUCAGCCAAGAAUGCAAAUACUUUCGGAGACUGCUGUGGACUGUGGGAUAGCUGGAGUCCUUAGUACCCUGUCCCUCCCUCCAUGAGCGUCCAUUUGAGUCUCUGGCUUCCCGUUACGCUUGUCACGCAGCACUGUGUAGCCUGUAGAUUUUUUUUUUCAAAUGCUUUGGCAUUUCGUCUUCUGUAACGGAGCUCUGAUAGAACAGAUUUGUUUCCUCAUACAGCGAUCAGAUCCAGUAUCUCCCAUAUGGUCCAUGCUGGAGCUCUUUUUGGAUUUGCGACUGCAUUGCCACCCGUGCUGAUCAGAGCCCCACGCUGGGCAAACAGGAAACGAAAAUCAAAAUUUCGCGGGGCUUUUCCUGUUUACCUGGCCACUGCAUCCAAGCUGAGAUUGCUGUCCAGAGCGGUCACAGUGGUGCACUGUGGGUUACCGCCCGGAGGCAAAUACCAUCGAUUUGCGGCCACACUACCCCUAAUCCGAUAUGGAAAACAAUGUAAACCACUGGAACUAGAAAAUGGCAGAGUUCAUUUAACUGAUAUCCGGUUUGGUGCAACAGCAACCUUCUCCUGUAAUGAAGGGUACAGAUUAAUUGGAACGACUUCUGCCCAAUGUGUGACUGUAGGAAAUGAAGUUGAUUGGGAUAAGGAGGUUCCACUUUGCCAAGCAAUACCUUGUCCUCCACCUCCUGGUAUCAUCCGUGGAUCCCAUACUGGUCAGAGUGAACAAGAGUUUUCCUAUGGCUCAGCGGUAACUUACAAAUGUGAGAAGGGAGUCUCUCUUAUUGGAGCGGCCUCCAUUUAUUGUACAACGAAAGAUAAUGUCAAUGGACAGUGGAGUGGGCCUGCCCCUGAAUGCAAAGUGGUCAGGUGUCCAGAGCCUGAAGUCAAAGAUGGAAAAAAGCAAUCUGGGUUUGGACUUGACUAUUCGUAUGGAAAUGUCGUCAUAUUUGAAUGUGAUUCUGGCUACACUCUGACUGGUAGCAGUUCAGUUAAAUGUGAAGCUAACGAAUCAUGGGUUCCAUCUUUGCCCACCUGUGUCGAGAAGAACACUGGUACUAUAAUUGCUAUUGGGAAGAUGCCUAUCAUUCUGGCAGUGCUGAUUACUAACUUAUUCAUCAGACAGUGAAGAUGAAAUUGGAAGAAAAUGGAGGGAAACCUCCUAUGAUUGCAAUAAACUUCUCUUGUGAUCCCAGAUUCCUACAGCUGUAUUCAGCAUUGUGGAUUUUACUGUUGCAAGCGAGAGCCUGUUGAGAUUUCUCUUUGGAGGUUUCUAUCUUGAAGUACUUAUUAUCCCUUUUAAAAUACAGAUUUAAUGAUGCCAAAGAUACUCAUAGAACUGCUGUAGGCUUUUGUUAAUUCACAUUUAUCCUCAGUUUUAUUUUUUAAAUCAAA
Messenger RNA from Gopherus flavomarginatus (Mexican gopher tortoise), 1582 nucleotides. Its product is annotated as complement receptor type 2-like. The coding region runs from base 438 to 1316 and encodes 292 amino acids. The transcript is spliced from 7 exons. The record is from RefSeq and is a predicted model, not a curated record. Lineage: Eukaryota; Metazoa; Chordata; Testudines; Testudinidae. Gene Ontology annotation, biological process: negative regulation of complement activation, classical pathway.